Cavia porcellus (domestic guinea pig) is the source of this 3539-nucleotide messenger RNA. RefSeq names its product activating transcription factor 1 (gene Atf1). Gene Ontology annotation, biological process: regulation of transcription by RNA polymerase II. The transcript has 8 exons. Gene Ontology annotation, molecular function: DNA-binding transcription factor activity, RNA polymerase II-specific; RNA polymerase II cis-regulatory region sequence-specific DNA binding; protein binding. Bases 824 to 1960 code for a protein of 378 amino acids. Lineage: Eukaryota; Metazoa; Chordata; Mammalia; Rodentia; Caviidae. Gene Ontology annotation, cellular component: ATF4-CREB1 transcription factor complex; nucleus. The record is from RefSeq and is a predicted model, not a curated record.
GACCCAGGAGAACUGUCCUCGUUGGUUUUCUAGUGGUUUCUCAGAGUCAGCUACACUGUGCAGCGUGCGGGCAGCGUAGUCGCUUUGAGAUUAGUGCGGAUGUUGGUGUCUACUGCUGUUAACGUCAAAGAGCACCCAGGCAGUAACCAACUUUGAGAGCCCUUAACAUUCUGAGGCAAUUUUGGCGCCGAUCUGGUUUGAUCUUUGUCAGAUUAGCCUCACCCAUGAGAAGAGCUGCAUUUCGGCCGGCAAAAUGCGCCUCAUUCCUACAAUUUUGUUACCAAGAAAUGCGUGUUUUAUCCAAGUAGCGUUUUUUUUUUCCAUCGACUCAGAGGCAGUCUGUUGUCCUAAAGUACAUUGUAAUAGCUGUAUAGCACUUGAAUCUUCAUGGAUGGUGGCUCACACCAGUAAUUAAGCACUCAGGAGACUGAGGCAGGAUGACUACAAGUUUGAGAUUCAAUUGGUCAGAUUAGCGAGACCCUUUUCGAGGCCAACGUUGGCUACAUAGUGAGACCUUGUCUCUAAAACAAACAGACCCUCCCCCCCAAAUAAUACAGUACCGUGUACAUUAAUAUAGUUUAUCCUGUAGGGCUGUUAGGUUUGUUAUGUCCCUUCAGUACGCCCUUCAAAAAACACACUUUCACUUCGUCUCCUGCUUGGUGUAGUGUCUUAGUGCUUCCGUUGCUUUGUUUGCAAACCUGGUGUGCAGUAAAUCUAAGAAGUUUCUGUAUCCAGUGUUCUGUUUUACUAAGUAGAUGUAUCUAAGUAAACGGUAAUUUAUUUGGCGUAACUGUGAACGCGUUAGUGCCUCCCUGGGAACGGGAUGUGGUCUUCCCUAGCCUGGGGCUUCCUUUCUGGUGGGGACCGAAAGGCCAGGGCGGUGCUGUGCUGGGCGCUGGCGGCUCUGUCGGGGCUCUCGCACAGCUGUGACCGAGUCGGCGCCCGCUCUGAGAGCGACGCGGAUAGCGCCCGGAGGAGAGGACGGAGUUUAGACAGGAGAGGACUGUUGGAGGAACUGAGAGAAGCCUUGAUUAUGGAAGAUUCUCACAAGAAUAACACUUCAGAGACUUCAGAGACUGCUACAACAGUUCAGGGAACUCAUAUUUCUCAUAUUGCUCAGCAGAUGUCAUUAAGAGGAUCUGCGCCAGUGACAGUUGUACCUCUUCCUGGAGAGCAAAUACAGGUUCAGGGGGUCAUCCAGACAGCUCAGUCUUCUGUAAUUCACCCAGCACACGUGCAAACGGUAUCAUCUUUAUCAGAAAGUGAAGAGUCCCAGGACUCAUCUGAUAGCAUAGGGUCCUCACAGAAAGCUCACGGGAUCCUAGCACGACGCCCAUCCUACAGAAAAAUUUUGAAAGAUCUGUCUUCUGAAGAUACACGGGGCAGAAAAGGAGACGGAGAAAACCCUGGAGUUCCUGCCGUCACUUCUAUGUCUGUUCCAACUCCCAUCUAUCAGACUAGCAGCGGACAGUACAUUGCCAUUGCUCCAAAUGGAGCUUUACAGUUGGCCAGUCCAGGAACAGAUGGCGUCCAGGGACUUCAGACAUUAACCAGGACCAAUUCCGGCAGUACUCAGCAAGGUACAAUUCUCCAGUAUGCACAGACCUCUGAUGGACAGCAAAUACUUGUGCCCAGCAACCAGGUGGUUGUACAAACUGCAUCAGGAGAUAUGCAAACAUACCAGAUCCGUACCACACCUUCAGCUACUUCACUGCCACAGACUGUGGUGAUGACAUCUCCAGUGACUCUUACAUCUCAGACAACUAAGACAGAUGACCCCCAACUGAAGAGAGAAAUAAGGUUGAUGAAAAAUAGAGAAGCUGCUCGAGAAUGUCGCAGAAAGAAGAAAGAAUAUGUGAAAUGCCUGGAAAAUCGAGUUGCAGUCCUGGAAAAUCAAAAUAAAACUCUAAUAGAAGAGUUAAAAACUUUGAAGGAUCUUUAUUCUCAUAAAAGUGUUUAAUUCUUUUUAAAAAGAGUAUUUUUGUGGACUUGUCUAAAAGAUUAGUUGGAUUUCUUUGUAGUGGAGUUUUAUAAAUUAAAAGGUCAAAAGUGAAGCUAAUUUCUUUAUAGGCUUUUGCAAUGCAAAGAUAAAUGUCUUAUCCACGAGAUUUGGUGACAGGAUACCGUGGGAAGUGACCUCAAGGGAGCUAGUGGCACAACUGGAAGCUUUGUAAAAAUUAAACAGAAGAAGCAAGCAAUGAACUUUCAGCAGUUUAAACAUUCUAACUGGUCAUCAGUCUAAAUGGCAGAAAAGUCAUCAAUCCAAAUUCAGUAGAUAGAAACUUUAAAAAUAAAUCAGUUUCCCCUAUAGGUUUGCAUUUCUGUUUCCUGAAAUUUACAUUUUUAGGUGUAUGUGUGUCUGACGGGGUGUGUGCGUGUGUAUGUGUGUUGUUUCUCCCAAUAAAUCCUAAACUACAAAUUAAAAGAAAAGCUGAUACAUUAUGAAAUAUAUAAAUUAUGUGUUUUGAUUAUGUAUACUUGUUUUAAUGUCAGAUCUUCUAAAUGGGCUUUUAAAAGUUUGUUGAACUACAGAUGAUUUUUUGAGACUGGGUUAACUAUUUUUGAGGUCUUAUCCUAAAAAGCAUCUAAGGUACACAAAUGGAAUGUGGUGAUUUCGUAACUUUUUUUUAAAAUCAAAAUGAAAAGAGCACUAUUUAAAAGCUUGAAACUUUUAAAUAGUUGGGUUUUAGCUUACUCUGCUAAGGGUGAUUUUUUUUUUUUACAAAAACAUAAUAAAUUGGCUUUUUGAUUUUUAUAUUCUAUAUGCAGUUUAAUAUCCAUUACUUGUCCUGUUGUGUUUUAAUAGAAUGAAAUGUUUACAGGCCCUUAAAAUACUUUUUAAAAAACCUUAAGAUUGCAUACCAAAGGUUUUCCAAGAUUUUAUGAUCAAUUUAAAGUUCAUCAGGUUCUAAAAUAGUACAGUUAUUAAGACAACUUUAUGUUAGAGACUAUUUUGUAAUGAAGUGAAUGGUACCUUUAUAAGAAUAAAAGUGACUGCCAAUAUAUUUUUAUAGCUAAUCUUUAUAAAUUCUAAUGUUGAGUUUUUAAUGAAUAUUUUAAAUGUUUAUAUAGUUUGUUAAGUGAAGAUUUUGCAUCUCAAAAGUAUCACUUUUAUAUUAUGGGAAGUGAAAUUUUCAGAUUAGCCAAUAUUUGAAUUGUACAUUUUAUAUGCAGUUUACCUAAAGUUCAAAAUGCUGUCAGUACACCAGUGUUUAACCUCUGUAUUCUAAUUUGUAUACACUUUUAAAUUGUACUGCAAAACUAUUGUGUGCUUCUUAUAUAAUACAUUUCAUAUUGUUGUCUAUGAAAUUAAAGAACAUUUGCUAAAAGUUUGCUGAAUACAGUAUAAAAUAUUAGUGCUAUAUUGACAAGUUUGCUGACAGCCAUUCUGUUAAUUACAUUAAUAGCAUUCUAGUUUUAAAGUGAGGACAAAUUUACAAUCCUGAUGUACACAGCCUGUUUUAAAGGGGAAUACUUUUCUGUUCUGAUUCAGUCAGAAUCAGUUAUAAUAAACUAAGCUAAAAUUUCUGUUCUACAAA